This is a messenger RNA of Parus major (Great Tit), 7371 nucleotides long. RefSeq names its product chromosome Z C18orf25 homolog (gene ARK2N). The transcript is spliced from 7 exons. Lineage: Eukaryota; Metazoa; Chordata; Aves; Passeriformes; Paridae. Gene Ontology annotation, molecular function: ubiquitin protein ligase activity. Gene Ontology annotation, biological process: ubiquitin-dependent protein catabolic process. Bases 2471 to 3781 code for a protein of 436 amino acids. The record is from RefSeq and is a predicted model, not a curated record.
GAGUACACUGAAUGAAUUGUGUUGAUUUUCAGUGGAGAGGAAGGUGAUUUAAGAAGGAAAAAAGCGUGAUUGAGACACAGCUAUACCUGCAAAGGGUUUUGGUGAAGCUUUGGAAGUGGACACGUUCAUUAGCACUUCACAUUUUCAGAAUUACAUGUCCUUCUGUCAGAAGAGGUCCUAACUUUGGCUUUUUGCCAAAAAUUUAUCCUGUAUUAUGAAGCAGACGUGCAUUGCAGUCAACCCUUCAGUACCCAGGCUGUGUGCACCUUCUCUCCUUUCCCAACCCACCCUCCUCAGACACACAGUCUAUCAAGUGUUCGAGUCAGAGUUCUUAAUGAGCUUGUCUGUGUGUUUACAUUUUUAAAAAUAGUCAGCUAUUUUGCAUAAUGUUAUUAGCCUCUGUGUUAUGCAUUUGUCAUUACCUCUCUCACACCUCUGAUUUAUUCCACCUCUGUUGGGUAAAUGUGAGAUAAUGUAAUCCACUGGUGAUGGAAAUAAUUGUGUAAAAAUGAGCCAUUACAGCAUUUAGUUCCAUAUAAAUCAAAACAUAUUCAGAUUUAGAUGAAAACAACUGACUUCUGUGGCAGUGAAACUAUGGGGUUGGAAGGAUCUGGAAGGAUCUCUGGUUAACUGUGUACUCCAAACAAAUAACUUGUACGCAGCACUGUAGUUAACUUUUCAUUUAUAUAAUCAGAAAAGCUUAAAGAAUGUACUCAGUGUUAUUUACUGCAAUAAUAUAGGUACAGUUUCUUAUUUUUUAAAAAAAUUAUGGCUUCCAGUGAAAUGGUAAGUGAUGAGAGGAGGUGGGUUGUUCAAAUUGUGCACUUUCAGCACUAACUGAAAGGGCAUUAAAAGGUAGUGCUCUGCUGGACAUUUUUUUUUUUUUAAAUUUCAACAAUUGCUAGAAUUGGCAUAAGAAGGUGAUAUGACCAUAAGCAGAGAAACGUUGUCUGUGGGACUGUGAUUAAGAGGAAAUGUGCUAGUAAUAAGCUAAAGUGAGUUUUCCAGCAAGCUGCUGUGAGAACACCAGUACCUCCAAAACAAGAAUCUGUCCCGUCCGUAGGUUCAGAAAAAGAAGAGCUGGUUUUCUUCACACAAGCUAGGAAUUCUUUAUCAUUAGUCAGCUCAAUAACAUCUAAAAUGACAAUGUACAAUUAAGGUUAGGGUGUCAUGGGGUUUAUUAAGUAUUCAGGCUGUUCAGAGAUAUUUCCUUGUUCAGCUUAAGUAAGUAAGCUGUAAGUAGAAUGAGUAGCAUUCUAACUGUUAAUAUAUGAUAGGUGAUUAGUAUGUUGAUUGCUUGGCCUGAGUAGCCGGAUUUGAUGAAGCCUUCAACCUUAAGCUGUAAACUUACAGCUAGAAAUGUUUGUUUCUGGAACGGAAUUAAUUUCCUUAGUAAUCUUCCUAAUAGCUGAUACAGAGCUGUGUUUUGUCUGUGUUGUGAGAAGGACAUCGAUAACAAACGGAUAUUUUAGUUGCUGCUAAGUACUGUUUACCUUAGUGAGGGCUUUUUUAGUUCUCUGUGCUCUGCCAGGGAGCAGAGGCACCAGCAGCUCAAACCAGAGAUCAUCAGGCAACAGCCAUCAGCAGAAGCUGCAGUUCCACACACGUUGAACGGCCUGCCUGGACAUGGAGAAGGAACCCAAUAAGGUGCUGUAAGGCCUCAGAAAUCAGCAGUGAACUAAGAGGUGCAAGGCAAGAUGGGUGAGGGGCAGGUGCCUAAAUUGUGUAGUUUCCUGGGGAUGUCUUUGUGCAGGGCCACUCUCCAGAGACACACAGCCGAUCUGCUGCUCUAACACUCUGUUAAAUUAUUUAUUUUUAUAAUCUGAUGCCUGAGACUCUGCCCUGGGAAACCUGCUAUCUUUAAUAAAAGUCUUUGUGCCAUAGUGUAUAUAUAUAUUACAUGAAAAUUGUUCUUUAGGUUGCUGCUAUCACCUCUGAGGCUUUUUGCUCUUAAAACUAUUAUUUUUUUCAAUUUAGAAAAGUCUCUUCUCAGAGCAAACAGUGCCAUGAAGGAACGCUCAGGACCCUCUCCUGUAUCUAGGCAGAACCUGUGAGUUCAAGGUGUGGUGAUACAAAACAGCAGCCAGCUUUUAAUCAGAUUUGUUUUUUUUCUACAGGGAUGAUUUGUGCUUGUUCUCCCUUCCCUUCCUGCGAGCUGUGGCAGAAAAUGUCACUUACUUUCUCAUUUUGGUUUCUGCUGGCUGCCUGAAAGGAGUCUACCCACAGAAGCGUGAGCCAGUUCUGUGCGCAGCAGGAAAUACGAUGUUGAAGCCAGUUAGGUGGGAAAAGAAUGGGGACAACACCCAGAGAGGCUAGUAGAAAAAUGUCCUUUCACUAGUACCACCUUCAGAUUUCCUCUUCUAGUACUGUUACUAGAAAGGCUUCUGCACUGCUGGAGACCACAUCUAGCUCACCCAGCACCCUAGACAACGUGCUCAAUGCUUUGAGACUGGAAGGAUCUUUCUCUGCAAUGAAGAUGGAGGCAGCAGGAAAAGCAGAAGAACUUGUUGAUUCAGAAAUUCCACCAAAGAUUUCUGAAAAACAAGAGACUACUCCUGAUGAAGUCAGGCCUAUAGAACUCGAGACACAGCCUCAAAAGGACAGCGUGCCCACUGCAGCAGACUCUGCAGUGCUCUCUUCCAUGCCUUGUUUGCUGAUGGAACUGAGGCGGGACUCCUCGGAGUCUCAGCUGGCAUCUACAGAGAGUGACAAGCCAGCGGGUGGCCGAGUUUAUGAGAGUGACUCUUCUAAUCACUGCAUGCUUUCCCCUUCCUCCAGUGGGCAUUUGGCUGACUCAGACACGUUGUCUUCCGCAGAGGAGAAUGAGCCCUGCCAAGCUGAAGCCGCCUCAGAGGGAGACCCUUCUGCGGUGUCUGGGGCUGCAGUCGGGAGGAAAUCCAGGAGAUCCAGGUCCGAAAGUGAGACUUCAACAAUGGCUGCCAAGAAAAACCGACAGUCUAGCGAUAAGCAGAACGGCCGAGUUACCAAGGUAAAGGGUCACCGGAGCCAAAAGCACAAAGAGAGGAUCCGGCUCUUGAGACAGAAGCGGGAGGCAGCUGCUCGCAAGAAGUACAACCUGCUGCAGGACAGCAGUACCAGCGACAGUGACCUGACUUGUGACUCCAGCACGAGCUCGUCAGACGACGACGAAGAGGUUUCAGGGAGCAGCAAGACAAUCACUGCAGAGAUACCAGAUGGACCCCCUGUUGUGGCUCACUAUGAUAUAUCAGACACAAACUCAGACCCAGAAGUGGUAAAUGUGGACAAUCUGUUGGCGGCUGCAGUAGUUCAAGAGCACAAUAAUUCUUUAGGAAAUCAAGACUCAGGAUCUGCCUGGAGAGCCAGAGGGUUGCUGAAUGAAAUGAGUGCUGAUACAGGUCGCUUGGAUCCAGGCUUCCUAGCAGGUGACAAAACCUCUUGUGGCAAUUCCCAGGCCAAUGAAGAAAUUAACAUUGCCUCUUCUGACAGCGAAGUAGAGAUUGUUGGAGUUCAGGAACAUGCCAGAUUGGAAGCAUGUUCCCUGAGCUCCUGUUUGACUGUUUUGCUGUUGGCUUCUUGUGUGACUAGUUUGAGGAUAAACACUUUUAUUUUUCCAAGGUGUGUGCAUCCCAGGGGAGGGGUGAUCCAGAGCGUGUCCUCCUGGAAGCGCGGCUCGCCGUUCGGGAGCGCCCAGCCCGCACAGCCAUGGACAGCAGUGGCUCCCCAGCAGAACUGGUCCUCGCCCCCAGAAGUGGUGGACCUCACUCUGGACGAGGACACCAGGCGCAAAUACCUCCUGUAACUCCGUGUCACUGUGCUCUGCCCUCUCCCCUCCCGCCCUCCCUGGCACAGAAGUUCAGUGGUUAAACCAUCGCCUCCAGAGGCCCCGUCCUUGGCACCAUGAGACCCAAACCCGCGGCGUUUCUCCACGCCCACAGGAAUGUAGUCUGACUUCAGCAUCACCUCGAAUGGUUUUGCCUUCUCCAAGGAGGAUUCCUGCCCAGAAUUAACAGCACCAAAUUUAAAACACAUCUGCAGUUACUAACGUGUGCGUGUAUAUCUAACGAAAUAGCUGCGUGCAAACCUACGUCCUCCCAGCCUCCCCACCUCCCGACUCCAGAACGUUUUUAAUUUAUCAGUAUCUUGAGUUUGUUAGUAGAAGUUAGUGUGUUGCUGUGUGAGCAUCAGUGGUUUUGAGAAAUGCUGUGUCCUCACUGAUUUCAGCGGAAUUGGGGAGUAUUCAACGCUUCCAAAAUUUGGGCCAGGAGUAUUUUUACCCAAGUGGAUUUGGUUAUUUUACAAUCAGGAGGGAUUGUCUUUAAUGCAAAUGGCCCAUAACAAAUGCACUGAACUGUAACUUUUUCUCUAAAAAUUCUUUUUAAUUUCUUUCUCUUUUUCUCUGAUUCUGCUGCACUUCUCCUGUAUUUCUCUUUCCACUCCUGGAUUUCUCAUUCUCCUCUGAGGUGAGCUCCUUUGGGAUCCUCCCUCCUGGGGAGCCCCACUUAUCUCACUUCUCUAGGUUUGAAGAAAACUCUCGAGCUCCUUAGAAUCUUGUUUCUCCUGUUUAUUAGAAGGUCAUUACAAAACUUAGCAGGUCUCUGCAGACUGGCUGCACAAAGUUAAUUCACUGCAAUCUGAUUUAUUUUCUUCUGAUGUUACAGAUUGGCCUUGUGGCUCACUUUGUGUUUGAAAGCACAAAAUGGCCCCCAACUGUGUAGUUUUAUUAUCUUUAUUCUUAUUCUUACCCAGUUAACAGUAAACAUGGAUAUUAUUUUUCUUAAUGACCCAAUGACCCAUCACCUGUGUGCUGCACUGCGGCAUUUUAUGUCCAAUAACUUACUAUUGCCCAAAAACCUCUAAAAGAAGAACAUAAAGAAGAAAGAAAAAGGAAAAGAAACAACAUUCUAAAUCCUCUGUCUUAUCUUCUGCUUUCUAAACUAACUUAAACUCUAAAUGAACUUUUUCACCCAUUGACUUAAGAAAACUCUCUAAUCUACACACUCACACUUUUAGCUUUUCUAACUUUAACAGUUGUUUUUAUGUAUCACCAUGAAAACAUGCUCAUGAAUUUCAUGUUAUAUGAAAUUCAGUGUUUUUCUGUAUCUUAGAACUAAGUAUCAGAAACAAGUGCACACACUCUGUGUCUCAGACUCCUACACUGAACAGCUUUUAAUUAAAAUGUUUUUAUUUUCAAUGUAAUUCACAGUUUAUAUUCUUCAGUGCUGAGUCUUCUGUCUACUUGACUGCUGUAUUUCACUGGUCAAUUCCCACAGCUUGGAAUGGCUAAAAUAGUAAUAGUAGUGACUUAGGAACAGCUGAACAUUGCAAAAGCACAGGAAAAAGUAAUAAAAAGGCCCAGCACCCCUCUCCUUUUUAAUUAUAGCUGAACUUUUUUUACCUUUACCUAAGUCUUGCCUGGAGUAAAUGAAGGAGAGGGGUGAAAUCUUUUACUCAUAGUCCCCACUUCUACUACUGCUUGUUUGCAUCAUUCACCAUCUCAGAAAAUAAAAAAUCCCAAGCAAAUUCCAAAGUCCCAGCCUGGCAAAAGGCUGUGUUCAGCUGGGACCUGUUCUUGGAAUUUGUGGGGGCCACUCAAGUGCUUAAAACUCUGUCCUAAAAUAUGUUGCAGGAUCAGGGUCAGAAACUAAGGUUGUGGUUUUUAAUUUUUUUUUUUUUUUAAUUAGUAAUCUGCACCAUUUCCGUGGCUUUCAGUCUUGUCUCUCAUGCUAGUUUUGAAAAUGUCAAGAUUCAGGAAACACUUUCUACCAGAAUAUUUACCAAAAUCAGUGGAACUACUCUAGUGGGCUGCAGUUUCUGUGACUAUAUGGAAAUUCCUGCCCCUCAUCUGUCAUUUUGAGUCUUUCCCAAGGCAAAAACCAAAGAUUAGACUUUAACAAGACGAUAUUAUUCACUUUAAAUGUCUACUGUGCAAUUGAAACAUUCCUUCAUAUUUCAGAUGUUUCUAUUGAAUUUUGUACAUCUCUGCCAUUAGAUUUUUACUAUUUAAGGCUGGACAGGGGUGGUCAGGACAUGGGAAAUUCUGCUUUCCUUUCAUGUUGGCUGGUUUCAAAAUUUAUUUGGCCUCCCAUAAUUUUAUCUGAGGGCAAAAUUAAAAAUUAAAGUAGACUUACCUGUGUUGUCACAUAUAGGAAAAACAGCCCAGCAGGGGGGUAUAGUUAAAAACCACCUGUUUUUUCCAUAAGCAGAACAGUUCAUACUGCACUUUAUAGAGCAGCUAGGUAAGGAUUGAUAUUCCCAUUUCCAGCUUUCUAGAACAUUGAACAUAAGUGUCUUGCAUGGCCAGCAGAAUAUCUGUGGUGUUUGUAGUGACCGAUUCCUUUCUGUGGGAGGGAGGAAGGGAGGGAGGGGAGUGCGGAUGGAGCCUGUUGGCCCCACAGCAGGGAAAGGCCCUGUGCUCCUCUGCCCAUCCCUUCUCCUGGUGUUUCCAUCAGCUCUGGGCUCACACACCUGCUGUAAAGGUAACUUUGGGACAGCCAGCUCCCGUGGCUGCUUCUUCCCGUUUCACAGAGUCUCCUGAAGGUCGGUUUGUGAGGAAAGCUGCCAGGACCCCGUUUGCAGUCCUUCCGUGAAAAAAUGCAAACUAACUCUCCUUGUUUUUCAGUUUCUAUACGAUGUGACUUCCACAUGUACAUAAAAAUGACUGCCUCCUAACCAAACUUCCUCCAAUUGUGCACUGUGUUUGUUCAAACAGCUCAUGUGUGGUGGUCCGACGCAGGUUUUCUUUUAUUUAAAACACUAUGUAUUUUCUCUCGACAAAUUUCAAGGCUAGUGAUCUGAAAAACGCAAUCACUGGAUAUGGGUAGGAAAUGGUUUGGUUUUGUUUCUUUUUUUGUUUGCUUGUUUGUUUUGUUUUUUUUUUUUCCUUUUAACUUCUAUUUUUUAAAAAGAGCAAAAAUCUGCCUGGGUGGUUUUUGCUCUUCUCAGCAGGAAAGAGAAAAAAUUAGCCAUUGUAUGGCUGAGAACCAAUGCACUUGGGGCCUGGUCCAGAACCCACUGGGGUCGGUGUGGGGCUGCCCAUCGACCUCAGUGUGCAUUGACUCGAGCCCUUCAGGGUAUUUGCUGGAGUGUGAACUUGGAAUCUUCUAUAGUGAAGACAAAUCAUUGCUCAGAAAAUAAAUGUUUAAAAUGUGCGGCUCUAGUUAAAAAUAAAAUUUGAUUCUUCUCGACACUCACUAUUUAGUUCUCAUUUUCCAUCUAGUAUUUAAUGGUCUUUGGAGAGAAAUAAUAAUAAAACAGAGUGUUAUAUAUAUAUAUAUAAAUAUAUAUAUUUUUGGUGCAAGAUGAGACCUUCUGUUUUUUGAAACAAGUCUGUAGCAUAAAGGUUAAACUAUUUUAAGACAAAAUAAAAUAGAGUGUAUUAUUUAAACAAUA